UUACAUUUGGAAAAGCAGAAAAAUGGCGUCAGAAGACAUCACUAAGCUUGCAGAGUCACUCGCCAAAACCAAAGUGGGUGGUGGACAGUUGAGUUUCAAAGGCCAGAGCCUUAAACUCAAUACAGCUGAAGACGCUGAGGAAGUGAUCAAGCAAAUUGAGGAAUUUGAUGGCCUGGAAGCAUUGUGCCUGGAAGGCAACACAGUGGGUGUGGAGGCAGCAAAGGUUAUCGCCAAAGCCUUGGAGAAGAAAUCGGAGCUCAAGAGGUGUCAUUGGAGUGACAUGUUCACAGGGAGAGUAAGGUCUGAGAUCCCUCCUGCUUUGAUCUCUUUGGGGGAUGCACUCAUCACUGCUGGAGCCCAGCUGGUGGAACUGGACCUGAGUGACAAUGCCUUUGGGCCAGACGGUGUGCGGGGCUUUGAGGCGCUACUGAAGAGCCCUGCAUGCUAUACCCUACAGGAACUCAAGCUCAAUAACUGUGGCAUGGGCAUUGGUGGUGGCAAGAUAUUAGCAGCCGCUCUGAAAGGGUGUCACAGGAAAUCAAGUGCCCAGGGCAAGCCUCUUGCUUUAAAAAUAUUUGUGGCUGGUAGAAAUCGUCUGGAGAAUGAUGGUGCCACUGCCCUGGCUGAAGCCUUUGGGAUCAUUGGGACUCUAGAAGAGGUCCAUAUGCCACAAAAUGGAAUUAACCAUCCUGGCAUCACGGCACUGGCCCAGACCUUUGCUAUCAACCCUCUACUUAAGGUUAUAAACUUGAACGACAACACCUUUACAGAGAAAGGAGCUGUAGCCAUGGCAGAGACGCUGAAGGCGCUUCGCCAGAUUGAAGUGAUCAACUUUGGCGACUGCCUGGUGCGUUCAAAGGGUGCUGUGGCUAUCGCUGAUGCUGUUAAAGAAGGGCUUCAUAAAUUAAAGGAAUUGAAUUUGUCCUUCUGUGAGAUCAAACGAGAUGCUGCUCUGACUGUUGCUGAAGCUAUUGAAGAUAAGGCAGGAUUAGAGAAGUUGGAUCUCAAUGGGAACUGUCUGGGAGAAGAGGGGUGCGAGCAGCUCCAGGAGAUCCUUGAAGGCUUCAAUAUGGGAGCUGUGCUGGGAUCCUUGAGUGAUGAUGAAGGGGAGGAGGAGGAGGAGGAUGAAGAAGAGGAGGAGGAGGAUGAAGAUGAAGAGGAGGAAGAGGACGAGGAGGAACAGCAACAGCUGAAGGAGAGAGGACAGGAAGAAAAAGAGUCACUGACUCCUAAGAAGAGAAUUGAUUCACAGGAUUCAACUACAGUGCCAUCUCCUCCUGUGGAUGUUGCCACAUUCCUUGCUUUCCCAUCACCAGAGAAGCUGCUGCGACUAGGACCAAAGUGCUCUGUGCUGAUAGCCCAGCAGACAGAUACAGCUGAUGUAGAGAAAGUAGUUACAACUCUCCUAAGGAUAUCCUCGGUCUUCAAGGAUGAAGCUCCAGUGAAAACAGCAGUGCAUGAAACAACAGAUGCCUUGAUGAGAAAAGCUUUCACUUCUGCCACAUUUAAUUCGGAUGCAUUCGUCACAAGCCUCUUGGUCCACAUGGGAUUACUUAAGAGUGAAGAGAAGGUCAAAGCUGUCCCAAGCCUCUAUGGUAUUCUUAUGACCUUGAACCAUAUGGUCCAGCAAGAUUACUUCCCCAAAUCCCUAGCUCCAGUUCUCUCUGCUUUUGUCACAAAGCCAAAUCGUGCUCUUGACUCCUGUUCCUUUGCUCGCCACAUGCUCUUACAAACCCUCCACCAACUGUAA
This is a messenger RNA of Apaloderma vittatum (bar-tailed trogon), 1750 nucleotides long. RefSeq names its product Ran GTPase activating protein 1 (gene RANGAP1). The transcript has 15 exons. The record is from RefSeq and is a predicted model, not a curated record. Lineage: Eukaryota; Metazoa; Chordata; Aves; Trogoniformes; Trogonidae. Gene Ontology annotation, cellular component: cytosol; perinuclear region of cytoplasm; nucleus. Gene Ontology annotation, biological process: nucleocytoplasmic transport; activation of GTPase activity; signal transduction. Bases 23 to 1750 code for a protein of 575 amino acids. Gene Ontology annotation, molecular function: GTPase activator activity; small GTPase binding.